Messenger RNA from Macrobrachium nipponense, 4549 nucleotides. RefSeq lists its product as uncharacterized. NCBI's taxonomy places the organism in Eukaryota, Metazoa, Arthropoda, Malacostraca, Decapoda, Palaemonidae. The record is from RefSeq and is a predicted model, not a curated record. Bases 360 to 734 code for a protein of 124 amino acids. The transcript is spliced from 4 exons.
ACCAGCGUGCAGAUCGGACGCGUAGCCAAAUUCCUCCGUGUCUCUCAUCCUCGCUUACUUGUCUGGUGUGGCACGCGCUUCAAUCAUUUUUCAACAAUAUCUAAAUACUGUGCUUGCCUUUUCAUCGAGAAAACUGCAUUUGUACCGGGAACAAUGACAGUUCAAAGCAAGUGGCGAUCUCUUACCUUCCCAACGAACGCAAAACUUAAAGAAUAAUAUUUUGAACAUUUCAUAAAUUGUUUUUAGUAGGAACUCAUCAUAACCGCAUAAUUCACCUGGAGUAACAAAAGCGAAACGAUCAACACUACUGUGCCUUUUGCCUUUCAUUCGACCGCCAAGCGAUCUCAUCAGACAGUACCAUGAGAUUAAACGCCACGUCCCACGGUCAACCACCCUGCAUUCACAUACGCCCCGGGGGAGAAUGUGUGGAGGGACUGCUCCCGGCCGUCUACGAGGCAGCUUUGGUGCAUUCGGAAACUCACCAUCACAAUCCACAUCACAGUCCACCUGACCAGAGCACUUCGGCCAUUAUCUAUGUCUCGAUCGUGGUCGUGUUCUACGUGGUGAUCAUCGCCGUCUUGGUCGGAACGACGCUGAGGCGACGAGGUCAGGUCAACGAGGAGGUCGAGGAGACGCGUCAUUUACUGCUGUACGACGAGAAGAACGACUGCGUGAUGCAGACGGCGGCCGUGCCCACGUCCAGAAUACAAGAGGCCGGACUGCUAACGGUGUAGAAGAGACGAGACGUCACUUUCUUCUUAUGUUAUGAGACGACGUCAUGUGCAAGAAGUCCGAUAUGUAAACAACAGAUCUCUUUUGGUCAGGUGGACUAAGAAAUCCUGAAUGUAUUGAGUGCAUCGUGCAAUACAAAGCAAUUCUCAAACGGGUAGGAAGGAGGGUGUUUCGAAGAGCACUUUUGGGGGGAUUUUCAGUGUCACAAAAUUUCGACGUCAUGUAAAACUGCAGCCUGCUUAACACGACUAUUCUUAGAUAUCCCAGUAGUCUUGCUGAUAAUGUAAACUCAGCCAAAACUAGUAUAAUAUUUGUUGUUAAAGAAGCAGAUGCGUUUGACAAGAGAAGUGUUCUGUGCUACAACGGAGCACUCUUACCACUUCUUCGUUCAAAUACGUUACACGAAAACAAAUGCCACGACAUUUGAAAGAAUUAUUUCACCGAAAUUCGAAAAUAAAUCAAGCGGAAAUAAAAGCCGGAAAGUGAUAAGAAAAAAUGGAUAAAUCAGAAAGGUAAAUCAUGAUAGAAGAUAAGAACUCUAAAGCUCAACAUUCUACAAAAAUAAAUAUGAAGGCGACAUGGAAAGAAGAGGAAGAAGAUAAUUAAUACAAAAUUACAAUAGAAAAGACUUGUCUUUACUUAAGUAACAGGAAAAACAGCAGAAAAGCCAUGUGUUCUUUAGGUACAGUAAACCGAAUUGAAUAAAAUCCUAAAACCAAUUUUCAUUGGGACCGAAUUUUUUGCCAUCCAUAUUCAUUGGCAGACGAUAUUUAAAACAUCCAAGGCAAUACAAACGGACAUAUUUUCGCUGAAAACAGAAUCUUUUGUUUAGAUGAAUGGUUUCAUUCCUUGCACGUGUUCAAUGAAAUUAUAUAAUUACCGACCUCCAGAGACUAAAGUAAAUCAAGACGUAUUUGGAGGCUCUGCUUGUACGUUUUUGAACUAGGUGCAUUAUAACACUCUCAUACGUAAAUAUAUACUAAGACACAUACUAUCACUAUUAUCACUUAAAAAUGGCUAGUCUUAAACUACAUUAUCGAAUGAAAAGCUCUAUUUGGAAAAGGGCAUUUCGUGAACAAACUCUUCAAAUGAUAUGGAUGUUGAAUACAGACACCAGAUGUCUCUUUUUACUUGCGAACGGUAGAGACCCGGAAGUUAUUAGGAUUUUACUAAUGGGUCAUUCCAGUACGUUCCAAUCCUUGGGGAAAGUGGACGAUAACGACAUAAGUAUAUAUUUCCUAAGGCAUUGGCUCUCAUGCUCUGGGCGGUGUUGACGCUUCAUAAGGAAUCGUGCCAUAAUCAGACACCAGACACACCCUAUAUCUCUUAAAGAUGAAGACAUAUCUUAUUUACAUAUCAAUAAAAAUUCAUACUAUCCUUUGUAUAAGGUAAUAACCCAGUGGCCACGGUAACUCCGAGACGAAUUCUAUAUGCACAUCGAAACUCAACUUCGCGACUAUCAUUAUCACAUAUCACAAAAGUUAGAUAUAUCUCUCUUACAUUUUAAAUGGUAAAGAUGACAUAAUAUAAAAACCAAGACAUGCAAAGCUUACAUAUCAGAAGUAAUAUCAAUAUAGCAAGUUAAGAUAUUUGUCAAAAUAUAGAAAUACACAAAACCGACACAUGAGACCCUUCACACUCAUUGAAGCCCAAUAGAGGGAGCAGUAGUUAGACAGUAUUGAUAGAAAUGCUGAGAUCUAUGAUUUAUGCAUAUCACUAUUAGCGUUAAGACUAUAUAUUAAAUUAGCCGUGCUUUAGAAUAUCAGUCACGUGAAAUUAAAAGUUUUAAAAACAUCACCUAAACUACUCAUUUUUUAAUUCAGACAGUGACAUAUUUUGGAAGUCCAGGUACAAAUCCCGAUAUAAGUUGUGGCACAGAUGUAAAGAAAUGAUUUUGUGCAAACAAAAAAAAUUAAUUUAAAUUCCAGAAAGUUAUUAUGUCUAUCAUAAAAGGAAUAAUUCAAUUGAAUCUACAACAAGAUAGGACAAUUUUUCGGAAUUUUGUUCAAAGUGUUUAAUAUAUAUAUUAUGAACUUUGUAAUGACGGCUUACUAAGAUAUUUUCUUUUUUUUUCAGUAAAUUUUGUUAAACUAAACUAAGAGCACCUUAAAAAAUAUCUGGUGCCAGUGGUUCUAUAACCAUGACCUCAGGUUCAUCACACUUACCAUGUACCUGGAAAACAAAUUCAUUUCUCAGCGAUCGUAUCAUUCUAGCGAGUUUCACUGAUAGCGCCAUCAUUCAUUAAGCAGAGCUACGAAUAAAGCAAGUGAGAAUGAGUACAUCCAUAGAAGAGCCAGUGAUUUUCUACCACAGGGAAUUCAAAGGGCUGAUGAACUAUACGCUCAAGAAACGUUCAUUAUCAAAAGUCACAUCUUUUGCCAUGGUAAGGUUACUGGAAGUCAAGGCUAUAUACUCCAUGAAGAACAAUGCAUUUCUGUAGAAAAUAACGGUAGGUCAUAUUAAGUGAUCGUUUGACGACCAAGAACAAACAUUUCAAAGAUGGUAGAACGACAUAGACAGUAAUGAAUUUUAUAUAUAUAGUGUAUAUAUACAUACAUACAUAUAUAUAUAUAUAAUAUAAUAUAUAUAUAUAUAUAUAUAUAUACUUCAAGGCGACAAUCCUUCAAGAAUAUACAUUAUACCCAAAGAUUCAAACCUAAAUUGAUAUGGGCACCUUGUUGAAGGUAGACAGAGGUGUUUUAAGUAACCAGACCACUUUGACUGUGGCACUGUUUUGUGCAAUUAGAGAAAUCUCGUCUCCCGGCGGCUCUCGUGAUAGUCUUGGAAAAAUAUCCGUAGAAGACGUUUGAUGAGAAAACGAUGACCAGCAGCUAUUAUAGGAUAUGCGACUGUUGUGUUAUCGAAAGAGACGAGGGUUUCAUAUCUAACACUCUAAGAACUUCAUCUUGGCCUGACUUCAUCUCUGGUAUCUUCUUUCAGACUCAGAGCAAACUUCUCGCAAUGUAUUAGCGAUGAAUUUGCCGAUAGAAGGCAGAGAGUUAACAAAUCAAUAAAGACGUACUCCUGAACCUCAUCAUCAAUUGUUGAAAACUACAUAUCGACCAAAGGCAUUGACGUGGACGAUAGAAGGCGUGUAUAAAGAUAAUACUAUGUGCUUUAAUGUGUAUUUAGUGUAUAUGAAUUUAGCACUAGGCAUAGUGAGCCUGUGUUCUGUUUUAAUGAAGAAAAUAUUUUUUCUUUAUUUGUAAAUAACUCCUGAAAUAAGAGAACAAACAACAUUUGUGAUGGCAUAGGUGAAUGACUUCAUAAUUAUUUCUGACACAGUGAGUCAGAUAUGUGUAUUUAAAUCAUUUAUAGCAAAAUAAAAGUAUUUGUAAUAGCAUAUCAUUUCCAGUAUUUAUAUUACAAACACGACUAAACGUAGAAAAGAAAUUUAGUCUAUUGUCAAAUAUUUCGUUAACACCAAUUUCAGUUAAAUUUUUGUUUCUUAAGUCACAAAUCCAUAAUUUAAAAUGACGCCCACCAAAAGAACCCCUGUUGUCGGAAGAUUCCAGACGGUUACUCUUGACCAACGUUUCUAGAAUGUUACUGCAUAUGACAAGUAUCAAUCGACGGUACCUGACUUAUGUCCGUUGUUUAGCAUGCAAAUACUCUAGAUUUCCAUUUGCAAGAAAGAUAACUGUCUGCUCGAUUCUGUACAACAGUGAGUAACAACUUCGACUGACAAAACUUAAUCAAAUAGUGACCAUUGUUCAGGUUUUGGGUUUUUUAUGUUAUAUGUAUAGUACUGAGGGAUUGUGUUUGCUACCUGCUGAUAGACAUAGUUGAGAAAUAAAACCCACACACAAAUUUUACA